UAGGACACCAAAUCGACAGCGUUCAUUUGCUACAAAUUUGUAGCAUGAAGAAUUCAUACUGGUUUAAGCAAACUACGAGCAAUGGGAAGCGGGAGAGACGGCUUUCUUUAGGAGAGUACAAGCGAGCAGCGUCAUGGUCCAAGUACUUGGUAUCAUCAGGAGCAGCGAUAAAGGGGGAGGGAGAAGAGGAAUGGAGCGCCGACAUGUCACAGCUGUAUAUAGGGAGUAAAUUUGCUUCAGGAAGGCAUAGCAGGAUCUACAGAGGAAUUUACAAGCAAAGGGAUGUGGCUAUUAAACUCAUUAGUCAGCCUGAGGAAGACAGAGACUUGGCUGCAUUGUUAGAGAAACACUUCACUUCUGAAGUUUCCUUAUUGCUUCGGCUAAAUCACCCUAAUAUCAUCACUUUCAUUGCAGCAUGUAAGAAACCACCUGUGUUUUGCAUUAUCACGGAAUACCUACCUGGGGGCUCCCUAAGAAAAUACCUCCAACAGCAGGAGCCAUACUCGCUCCCUCUCAACCUAGUCGUGAAAUUGGCCCUUGACGUUGCACUAGGAAUGCAAUAUCUUCAUGCUCAAGGGAUAAUUCACAGAGAUCUUAAGUCAGAAAACCUACUUCUUGAUGAGGAUAUGCAUGUGAAAGUGGCAGAUUUUGGGAUCUCAUGCUUAGAAUCUCAAAGUGGAAGAGCAAAGGGGUUCACCGGUACUUACCGUUGGAUGGCACCAGAAAUGAUCAAGGGAAAGAACCAUACAAGGAAAGUUGAUGUUUAUAGUUUUGGUAUUGUUCUAUGGGAACUUAUAACUGCAUUGACACCAUUUGAUGACAUGACUGCGGAGCAGGCGGCGUUUGCAGUCUGCCAGAAGAAUGCACGUCCACCAUUGCCAGCUGCAUGUCCAACAGCAUUUUGUAAACUCAUCAACCGAUGCUGGGCAAAUAAUCCAAACAAGCGGCCAUACUUUGAGGAGAUUGUUACCGUUCUUGAAAGUUAUGCAGAAUCACUUGAGCAAGAUCCAGAAUUCUUUUCAUCAAAUGAGCCCCCUCGACAUCAUAUCAUGUGGCAAUGCUUGUCUAAAUGCAUAUUGUUUAAGCGAUCUACUUCUCCGAGGACUUAGGAGAUAGACCUGAUAUUAUGCAUCGUGUUUUUUCCUUGAGCGAUCUAGGUUGUUGUACCAUAUUUUGGCUUCCUUGUGUAGCUUUCACUACUCAACUCUAAAUUAUAGUUGUAAAUUUGUGCUGAAAGGUUUUCUUUGUGGUGUUGGAGACAUUAA
Messenger RNA from Nicotiana tabacum (common tobacco), 1265 nucleotides. Its product is annotated as serine/threonine/tyrosine-protein kinase HT1-like. Gene Ontology annotation, biological process: protein phosphorylation. Lineage: Eukaryota; Viridiplantae; Streptophyta; Magnoliopsida; Solanales; Solanaceae. The record is from RefSeq and is a predicted model, not a curated record. Gene Ontology annotation, molecular function: protein serine/threonine kinase activity; ATP binding.